Mugil cephalus (flathead mullet) is the source of this 3067-nucleotide messenger RNA. It is a transcript of the gene acer2, whose product is annotated as alkaline ceramidase 2. The record is from RefSeq and is a predicted model, not a curated record. Bases 298 to 1131 code for a protein of 277 amino acids. Gene Ontology annotation, biological process: ceramide metabolic process. The transcript is spliced from 6 exons. Gene Ontology annotation, cellular component: membrane. Gene Ontology annotation, molecular function: hydrolase activity, acting on carbon-nitrogen (but not peptide) bonds, in linear amides. NCBI's taxonomy places the organism in Eukaryota, Metazoa, Chordata, Actinopteri, Mugiliformes, Mugilidae.
CUCGCAGCGCAGUACCACUUCUACUCUCUGAGGCAGUGGACGGAGCAGCUGUCAGUGGACGACACAGAGCGUCACAGCCAGAAAGACGCUUUGUGGAAGGACAGGCUGAAAAUGCAGUUCAGCGACUACUCCUGCGCUAUAUCACAAACUCGGACGCACAAUACGUGUCGGGUCUCGGUCUUUAAAGUCUAGCGUGUCGCCAGCGAGCCGCCUUAGCAGCGACUUUCUCCGGUUGUUUUUGUCUCGGAGUGCUGUCUUCUCGCUGCACUGUCCAUCCGAGACAGGACUAGUCCAGACAUGAGUAACGUUAAUCUGAUUUUUUGGGACCAGUUGCAGGCUGGCAGCUCCGAGGUGGACUGGUGUGAAGGCAACUACCUGAUCUACCCCAGCAUCGCUGAAUUUUACAACACGAUCAGCAACAUUUUGUUUUUUGUUUUGCCGCCGAUACUAAUGUGCUUGUUCCGCCAAUAUGCAACACAUUUCAACAGUGGGAUUUACCUCAUAUGGAUUCUGCUGGUUGUGGUCGGUAUUGGCUCAACAUAUUUUCACGCCACCCUCAGCUUCCUUGGCCAAAUGCUGGACGAGUUGGCGAUUUUGUGGGUGAUGAUGUGCGCCAUCGCCAUGUGGUUUCCCAAGAGAUACCUACCCAGGAUGUUCAGGAGGGACCGGUCACGGUUCAAAGUGGUCAUAGGCAUCUUGUCGGGGAUCACCACUGGGCUGGCCUUCGUUAAACCCGUCGUCAACUCCCUGUCACUCAUGACUCUGGGCAUCCCCUGCACUGUGCUGCUCAUCACUGAGCUGAAGAGGUGCGAAAACCCACGUGUGUUCAAGCUGGGCCUGAUCUCAGGGAUGUGGUGGGCGCUGGCUCUGCUCUGCUGGAUCAGUGACAGGAUAUUCUGCGAAAUGUGGUCAUCGGUCAACUUUCCCUACCUACACUGCGCCUGGCACAUCCUCAUUUGUCUGGCCUCCUACUUGGGCUGCGUUUGCUUCGCCUACUUUGACGUCGCGACUGAGGCCCCGGAGCGAGGGCCCGUCAUCAUGUUCUGGCCCAACGAGAAAUGGGCCUUCAUUGGGGUGCCGUACGUUUCCCUGCUCUGCGUCCAUAAGAAGGCUGCUAUCAAGGUGACCUAAGGCGAGUCUGCUGCCCUGCCAGAGGGGCUCCAUUACCCCGACACCAGAAUCCACCAGCACGUUCGUGAGUCGCGUCGCAUCCACUGGUGCUCUUGUGACUCGAGGAUGUACGCGAUGCACAUUUAGGCCACCCGCGAGGAUUCCCCCUCUUCCCUUCACCCUGGUCUGUCCUUUGGCACACAGCAGUGUUUAUGCAACCCUAGGAACAAUAGGUGUCACUAAUUUGUCUGAUACCUGAUUACUCUUAAUACCGACGAUAUCAAAGCCAAGAAACCUUUACAGUGUACCAAAUGUAACUCAGGCUUUGCAUGAGAGGUCACGUGAUCUCAUAUAAAGUGGAAGUAUUAUGCAUUUGAGACUUCUUUAAAAAGAAGGUUUUUGUACAUUUUAUGGGAAGACCUCGUUUUAAAGUGUAUUGUUGCCUUUCUAAGCAUAAGUAUAGCAUCUCAUAGGUGCAGUCAGGCCAUGACGAAACCAUGUUUAGGAACGAUAAGGCACUGGAUUCAUUAACUGUGAUCAAUGCUUUAAAGCUUCUUUAGACGAAGCCAGUGUCACUACACUCAGUGGAGCAAACAAGCUGGUUCAUAAAACUUUGCAGAAGUGUUCAGCAAAGGUAGUUUGAAAACGAAACACAUUGGUCUUCUUUUUUGUUGUGAAUGUGCUUUACUUUCAGCAUGCUACUGUGAUUGACCAGGUUAGUCUAAGAGAAACGUGUUUAAUAUAUUCCUGUGUAUGUUUCGUAAACUAACGAUAUAAUCGUGGUUACUUUUCUACUAAAAGAGAAUCAUUCAUCUAUUACUGAAUGAAACCAGGUACCUUUAGAUAGUGGCCAACACACCAAGUAAAAAAAAAAAAAAGAAUGUGAGAGAAUGAAGAAUGGUUAGCCUUUGGCUAAGUGCACGUAGCAUUUCGAAACAUGAUAGUCACACUUAUUUACUUUCUCUUCAGGGUUAUUGUGGAGUAUUUUUAGACUUUGUGCUGAAUAGCAGCAGAACUGUGCAAAAAGCCUUAAUCAAACAAAAUAAUGGAAUACAAAGACAAGUGAAGGUGCAUGUUGUGUUGUGUACGCGUUACAUUCUUAGUAAGUGUUUGCUCCAGAACAUGGGGAAACAUUGAACUAGUGUUAAUUAGUAACUGGAUCUGAUGUUAAGUUUAUAGUAAGGAAAUAGUGGGACAAACCCAUUAGAUAGGAUAUUGAAUAAAAAGGGACAUAUUCUGGACGUUAAUGCUAACCCCAUAAAAUGCUCUUGAAAACGUUCUCAAGCUAAUAUUAUUUUACUCCUGUCCUCCUGUCGAGGCUUCUGGGGACUCGAUCUACUAAAAAAACUCAUGGAUGAGUGAAAUGAAGGAUCUUGAUUAACAAAGAAAACGACUAUUUUACUAAGAUUCUGUAUUUUGUUAAAACUGUUUCUAUUUUUGUAAGUGAAGCGCAGCCAAAUUUGAUAGCGGAAUGACUUUGAUAUGACAUUAUUACUACCUUGACUUUGCCAAACCUUUUUUUUUUUUUUUAAAAUGUUUCUUCAGGACAACCCUUAAGGGAAUUUAGACAAUGUGAAUAAGUCUGAAGUAUACUUCAUACUCUUCAAAUCAUAUUUAAUUAACCAUGAUGGUCCAUGAUGGUGGAUGCAGAGAAAAGAACUUGCGAAGGAAGUUGAUGAAUCAGCAUCAGAUUAAUUUGUGCGAACAGACCAGGCUGUUUAAUGCUGCCCUCUGCAUCGUGAUGUAUGUCUUGGCAUGAGGUAUGAUCGUGAUAACAAUAGCUGUCUUUUUGAUGAUUUACAUGUACAUAAAUCUGUGUUCCUGCAUUGACAAUGCAGAAAAACUGCACAGAAAUAUUUAUUUUCAUAAAUUAUCCUGUUUUUGUAAGCAACUAUUUGUAAUAGAUUAGAAUAUUAGUAUUUUAUUUUAUGCAAUAAACCAAGCCAAUCCUCAUGUU